Phytomonas sp. EM1 is the source of this 973-nucleotide messenger RNA. Lineage: Eukaryota; Euglenozoa; Kinetoplastea; Trypanosomatida; Trypanosomatidae. The record is from the annotation of a GenBank genome assembly.
GAUGGGAGGACUUUAACGGGAGCUCCUCAUUCAAAUUUUUACCUUGUGAGUUCUAGUAGUCACUAGUUUUUAUGACAGGACGGAUAGUAACGAGUUAAAACUAUACGUAUUAUCCUGUUAUCCAUGAGUUAAUUUUUCCCACGGCGGUUUCUAACAGGGACAAGUCUAAAGGUCUUAUUCAUUGCUUAGUGAGAGUUUUGGAUGAAGCUUUCUAGUUUAUUACCAUACAGCUAUUCAUUUCUUAUGAGACGAGCAAUAUAUCAGCCUUUUUCAGGGCUUAUAAACGUAAUUUUGACACGUCCUAUUUCUAACAUUGGAAAUGAUGGCAUCCUUGGGUCUUCUUCCUUUACACUGAAUUUUAUUAAUUCUGUUUAUGAUGAUCUCAACAAACAUAAACAGACCGGCUGUGUAGGUAUUGGCAGAAUUUCGGAAAAAUAUGGGAAUGCAGCAGAGCUUUCACAUAUAGAUAGCCCGGAGGAUGAUGAUGCCUUUCACAAGAAGCUUGACAAUGAAAUACACAAUCUCUUUUCGCGUAUUCCACUUCCUAGUGAUCCUAUGAAAGCUGCUCUGGCCCCUACUGAGGACGAACUUAAUGAAAAAGCUGAAGCAGAAUUAAUUAAGGAGGCUGUGCGCGAAGCCUAUCUCCACAAAAUGGCCGCAAAGAAGGCUGAAGAGUUGCGGCUUAAAUGGGCUGCAGAGCAGCUUGAUAAGAGCAAAUCUGCUGAGGAAUACUUCAGACACAGAACUGAGGAUGCUGAUCACACUUUGGAGCCGUCAACUACGCAUCCGCAAACUAUUGUCGAUGCGACAGACACAUAUAGCGAUGAUCGGGAAUUAGAAGAUGAGUUGACUAUUCAACGAAGUAUAAAUGAUAUGAAAGAAAGAAUCAAAGUAUUAGAGGGCCGCUUGAAUAAUAGAAAGAGGAGUUGACUCACGAAUCAAAUGCUGAUAAGUUUUUAUAUUCUCCAAAAAA